UUCUUUUCUUCCUCCACCUUCUUCCUCCAGGUUCUCUGACCCCUAGCCAGGGGAAUCCUAAACCCCACCUAUGUCUCUUCUGCCUAGCUAUUGGCUGUUGGCAUCUCUGUCUACCAAUCAGAAAUAGCUUGGGGGCAGGGUCACAGGUCUAUGCCCAGACUCCAGGACAGCACUUAGCAUUACAGUAGACAGCAAGACCAAACCUCAACAGGUGUGUGUGUGUGUGUGUGUGUGUGUGUGUGUGUGUGUGUGUGUGUGUGUGUGUACACACUCGUGCACGCGCACACAUGAGCGCUUGUCUGUCUGGGGAGGAGGGGCAGGACCCUCUUCUAUAUUUUCAGCCAAAAAUCCUGACUGAGGCUGGCCAUAUAGCCUGGUAGAGUAUUUGUUUUGUGUUUGUGAGGUCAUGGGAUAGAUCCCCAAAGAUAUCCAAAGCCAAUUAACUCUGUAAUGAGUGUGUAUGAUUUAUAUUACAUUUUACCAUUGUCAGUGCAUGUGUGUGUGCUGUGUGCAUUAUGGAACAUGUGUGGAGGCCAGAAGACAACAUAAGUCAUCUCUCUCCUACCUCCUGUGAGUCUCAAGGAUCACUUAAGGUUGUCAGGCAUGGCUGCAAGCACUUUAAUGUGCCAAGCUACCUUGCUACCUGGUGGUCUUAUUUUUGAUCAUAACCUUGUAUUGUCUGUUUAGAUGGAUUCACCCUCUGGAUCUGCUAUUUUGUGGUCUUUGGGUUUUGUUGUUGUUGUGUUUUGAGACAGGGUCUCUCUUUGUAGCCCUGGCUAUCGUGAAACUCACUAUGUAGACCAGGCUGGCUAUUCUUGAACUCACAGAGAUCCACCUGUCUGUCUCCUGAGUGCUGGAGUUAAAGGCUUGCACCACCAUGCCCAGCUGUGACUUUUUUUUUUCUUUUUUCUUUUUUUUUCGGAGCUGGGGAUCGAACCCAGGGCCUUGUGCUUGCUAGGCAAGUGCUCUACCACUGAGCUAAAUCCCCAACCCGUGACUUUUGUUCUACACUGUUCUAUUUCUGACACAGUAGCAACUGUUUUUUGUUUGUUUGUUUGUUUGUUUGAAUUCAGUCCCACCUAUAAGAAUGUGUAAUUUUUUUCUUAUCAUCUUAUCAAGCCCCAUGUCUCACCAUUUUUAAGAUUCAUUUAUUUGUCUUUUCUGUAUAUGGGUAUUUUGCCUGCAUGUGUGCCUGUACACCACGUGAAUACCUGCUAUCUGCGGAGGUCAGGAGAGGGCACCGGAUCCUCUGGAACUGGAGAUUCGGAUGAUUAUGAGCUGCCGUGUGGGUUUGGGGAACUAAAUCUAGGUCCUCUGGAAGGGCAGCCAAUGCUCCUAACUUCUGAGCCAUCUCUCCGACCCUGCCUAUCUUGUCAGGACAAGGUCUCACUCAGUCAAAACUGGCCUGAACUUGCCAUAUAGCCUGGGCUGGCCCCCUUUAUUUGCCUCUUGAGUCUGGUAUUCCAGGUGUGGCUACCAUACUUGGCUAUGCCUGUGUUAAAGAAGACUUGACUUCCAUUCUUCCCUACCAUAUCUCACUAUUGUCAGAAAAGCAAUGACUUCCAAAGCUCUAGGAUGUUUCCAGAGUGAUGCAACCAUAUUCUCUAAAUCUUAGUUUUCUUAUUUGUAAAAAUGGGGGAAGUAGUUAAGUAAAGAUAACCAACAUUUAAAACAGUACUGUCUUUCAGGUACCAGGCUAGCCCCGAACUCACUUUGCAGACCAAGAUGCCCUUGAACCCCACCCCUGUAGUGGUCCUGGGAUUCCAGGUAUCCAUCUCCAUGGCCUGUCAAUGCAGUGCUAGGGUGUGCAAACUCUGGUCUGUGCUACACAAGCACAGUGUCAGCCCUUGAUGCCAUUGUUAAGUAACACAAGGGUCACCCACCAUAACCAUCUGAUAAUGAAGCAGGCUGCUAGGUGACGAACAGGCCAUGUGUGUGGUGUGGACUUCCUAGGAAGAGACAUGCACAUCCACCCAGAUGAGACCCAGCAGGCUGGUUUAAGAUUCACCAUGUUUUUGGGAAAGCAUAAUGUUUAUAACUAAUGAGUUAACUUAUUUCUGGAAUGCUCUGGGAAUGCUUUCAGACUACAGCUGCUGAAACUGGAAAGGGCAACCCUGAGGUGGUGUCAUGGGUGACCCCCGCUCUGUUUUUAGCUUACUCCGAAGGCCUCUUGACUUGUCUCUAUUCCAUCACCAAGAGCACAGGGGCAGGCUGGGUCGCCUACCUGUCCCACAUAGGAUGCAGUUCUUUGGACGCCUCGUUAACACCCUCAGUAGUGUCACCAACUUGUUCUCAAACCCAUUCCGGGUAAAGGAGGUGUCCUUGGCUGACUAUGCCUCAAGUGAACGUGUUCGAGAGGAAGGGCAGCUGAUCCUGUUGCAGAAUGCUUCCAAUCGUACCUGGGACUGUGUCCUGGUCAGCCCUAGGAACCCACAGAGUGGCUUCCGACUCUUCCAACUGGAGUCAGAGGCAGACGCCCUGGUGAACUUCCAGCAGUAUUCCUCCCAGCUGCCACCGUUCUAUGAGAGCUCUGUGCAGGUCCUGCAUGUGGAGGUGCUGCAGCACCUGACGGACCUCAUUCGGAACCACCCCAGCUGGACAGUGACGCACCUGGCCGUGGAACUUGGCAUUCGGGAGUGUUUCCAUCACAGCCGCAUCAUCAGCUGCGCCAACAGCACAGAGAAUGAGGAGGGCUGUACCCCACUACAUCUGGCCUGCCGCAAGGGUGACAGUGAGAUUCUGGUGGAGUUGGUACAGUACUGCCACGCCCAGAUGGAUGUCACUGACAACAAAGGAGAGACCGCCUUCCAUUAUGCUGUGCAAGGGGACAAUCCCCAGGUGCUACAGCUCCUAGGAAAGAAUGCCUCAGCCGGCCUGAACCAGGUGAACAACCAAGGGCUGACGCCGCUGCACCUGGCCUGCCAGAUGGGGAAGCAGGAGAUGGUGCGUGUCCUGCUGCUCUGCAAUGCCCGCUGCAACAUCAUGGGGCCCGGUGGCUUCCCCAUCCACACAGCCAUGAAGUUUUCCCAGAAGGGGUGUGCUGAAAUGAUUAUCAGCAUGGACAGUAACCAGAUCCACAGCAAGGAUCCUCGCUAUGGAGCCAGCCCGCUCCACUGGGCCAAGAACGCUGAGAUGGCCCGAAUGCUUCUGAAGAGGGGCUGUGACGUGGACAGCACAAGUGCCUCGGGGAACACAGCCCUGCACGUGGCGGUGACGCGCAACCGCUUUGACUGUGUCAUGGUGCUGCUGACCUAUGGGGCCAACGCAGGUGCCCGAGGAGAGCAUGGGAACACACCACUGCAUCUGGCCAUGUCGAAAGAUAACAUGGAGAUGGUCAAAGCCCUCAUUGUAUUUGGGGCAGAAGUAGACACCCCGAAUGACUUUGGGGAGACUCCUGCAUUCAUAGCUUCCAAGAUCAGCAAGCUGAUUACCAGGAAGGCGCUCUUGACUCUGCUGAAAACGGUGGGGGCCGACUACCACUUCCCAUUCAUACAAGGGGUCUCCACGGAGCAGAGCUCUGCAGCUGGACCUCACCCCUUCUUCUCCCUGGACAGAACUCAGCCUCCAACGAUCAGCUUAAACAACCUAGGCAGGCAGUCACUCAAACCAGGCUGGAUGAGCUUCAGGACCUCAUGCCCGUCUCCCGAGCCCGGAAGCCAGCGUUCAUCCUGAGCUCCAUGAGGGAUGAGAAGCGAAGGUAUGUGGGGUGAGGACCAGCCUGGUGUGUUAGACCCGAGGCCCUCAGCGGGCUUUCCCUCGUCCCCACCCUGUGCUGGGAGCUCCUCCUAGCCAUCAUGGUGGAGGCCCAAGCCUUUGGAGCCUGUGACAACUCCUUAGGGGCAGAUGAUGUCCCCUCUGUCCCAGCACAGGGCCGUGCAGCUGGAUGAGCUUGGGCUUAUAGCAGUGUGGUUUCAUUGUCUUUCCUUAACUGCUAUUUGUGGGGAGAAGGUAGCCUGAAUCCCUUCUGGAGAGAGGUAUCUGCAUCUGUUUCUCGCUGCUGCUGGUUUCCUUACCCACCUUCCUCCCUCCAUGGUCACUUCUUCCCAGGUGGUAUUUCCUGGGUAAGACGUGGGAUUGGGAGGCGGACAGAGUGAUGGAGACUGGGUCCUCUCAUGGUCACCAGGUCCUACCAGGGGAAACACCCAGCCAUAGGUCUUGUACCCUGGGUCCAACCCUUGCCUGCAUUAAGAGAAAAUGCUGGGAUAGCGUGUGUGCGCGCGCGCACACACACACACACACACACACACACACACACACACACACACACACGAUACACGAUAUCUAUAUCUGUAUUCUGGUUUCCACAAAUCUCUUGCUCUGUCACUACUUUGGACAGUGUUACAACUUACAGGAAAAAAUGAACAGAAGUCAGGAGAUAUGCAGGUGUGGGCUUGGCUAUGAACCUGAGUUACUAGACUGGUAGAGAAUUCCUUUCUGGUGCUAGGGGCCAGAACCCACUCCUAGCAUAGCAUUAAUAUCCCUGUCAGGAUCCUAAUUCCUAGGCCCCACCACCAUUGAGUACUUCCAAGUCUUGCUCUUGAGGCACAGGCCUUGGCAAGCGCUGCCCAGUGCUCCUGGUGGCCAUGACAAGGACUUGCCAUCUCCACAGCCUCCCUUUGUUAUCACAGACUGUUAUCCACUCUUGGUUCCCUCUUGCUGGAGGCCUUCCUGGGAGGAACAACAGAUUUCCAGUCUGAGAGGUGAGGUGACACAGGGUGAGUUAGAGUGAAGGCUCUGCCAGGCCUUCCAAGGUUCACUGCAGGCCCUCAGAGAAAUCACGACCAUCAUCAGCCACAGCUGCUGCUCCUGUGGCCCACAAGCCCCCUUCUUUCCAUGGUCACUGCUUACACAUGACCCGGAAACACACCUACUCCUUUAACAUCCUGGCUCUUGCUUCCACAGUGCCUCCUGCAACCAUACAUCAUUCCGUAUGUCUGUACAUAUGCAUGAACGUCCACAGAGGCCCAGGCAGAGCAGCUGUACCCCAGGGGAGAGGACUAGCCCUGACCAGAAGAAGAGGAAAAGGUGGAUUCUCUAGUAGGCAGGGUGUGCCUGCUGGGCUGGCAUGUGAGGAGUUAGGAGAUCCUGAGGACCCACAGGGGAAUGAGAGCUUCAGUCACAGGCUAACCUUGCUCUGGCCAAGCCUAUAGCUGAGUCUUGCCUGUUUCCUCAAGCCCUUCUGACCAGGGUUGUCCAGACUUCCCUCAUCUGUGCUGCUGCCCCUGCUGCUCUCCGAGUUCACUGAGUGACCACAUGUCUAGUUUAGAGACUCCUAAAGGAGCGUCACAUGGGCCUGCUUCACUGGCUCCCCCUCAUGCCUGUUGACAUGCAGUGCCAUGCAGAGCCCAGCCGCCCUGUCCUGGGGCUUUGUGUCCAGAGGUGGAGCACAAGCAAAGGACAGUGCCUUGGAGGGCAGCAGGCCAGGGAAUUUGGGGCUGGGACAGCUGCUCCAGCCAGUCCUGCUGGCACUGGGUGGGUACCUAGUUUUUUUUGGGGGGGGGGUUGUUUUUUUGUUUUUUUGUUUUUUGUUUUUUGUUUGUUUUGUUUUUGUUUUUGUUUUGUUUUGUUUUUUUGAUGCUGCUGAAGUAAAACAGACAAGUCAUCUUAGGGGAGAAAGGAGUUUUGUUUCAUGGUCUAAUUCUAGAUUACAGUCCACCACUGCGAGGAGUCAAGGCAGGAAUUUCAAACAAACUAGUCACAUUGCAUCCUCAUUCAAGAGCCCAGAGAAAUUAGAGUGUGCAUGCUCAACUUGCUUGUGCUUAGCUUGAUUUUGCCACUUGUAUAGAGUUCAAGACUCACUCCCUAAGGGAUGGUGCUGCCCACAGAGGGCUGGGCUCCUCCUCCCCUACAGAUCUGAGCAGCUAACCCAGUGGAGACUCUUCUCAGGUGAUUCUCAGUUGUGUCAAGCUGACAGUUAAAGCCAAUGGUCACAUUUGGCAGUGGUUUGUAAACCUCAGCACUCUAGUGACUGGGGAAGGAGGAUCGUCUCAUAAAACCAAAAACAUAACAAAAUCAUAAAACUGAGGUGAGAAAUGAGCUUAAAAGGAAGGGUUGAGCGUACGAGUAUCCCCAGGACACAUCCAUAAAGGCCUGGCACCAUUGCAUUUUCUGCCAUCUUUGGAACUAGGGUGGAUCGGGCAGGUUCUAACAGGAAUGUACAACCUUUUCACAUUGGGUCAUGACAUUGUCAUCUACAGGGGUCAUGCACAAGAACCAUGUGAUUGUGUAACAACAAAAUCACACACUUAUGCUUCAACUCAGUUUAUGACUGCAUUCGUAGAGGUUGGAUAAGCCCCCUAGUGUGUGACUCAGAAACUAAGCAUAUGCGACUUUAUACCAUGCCCCUGACUUCUGACCCUCUUACCAA
Messenger RNA from Rattus norvegicus (Norway rat), 6367 nucleotides. The record is from RefSeq and is a predicted model, not a curated record. NCBI's taxonomy places the organism in Eukaryota, Metazoa, Chordata, Mammalia, Rodentia, Muridae.